AUGGAUGCAGUGGAUGUGAUAAGAGCCACAGGGAUGCAACAGGAACCUAUCGGAGUGAAGGUAACGAGAGGUCGUUGCGGAAAUGACACGGUAGCAUACGAUAUCGCGGAAACCGCGUUGUUGGUGAGCAAUACAAAUACGUUAUUUCCAAACGGUAUACCACGAGAUUUUUCCAUCCUGACCGUAGUGAAACCAAAAGCCGGCUAUCCUACGUCUACACUCUUCGCUAUCUAUAGCGAUAGUGGCGACGAAGAGCUGGUACUCUCAUUGGGACCCAAUAUUAGCUUUUUCUACAGCACAAAUUCAGGCCAUAAGGAUGUGCCAGUUUUCUUCGAUGUUAAUAUCUCCGACGGAGAGUGGCAUCGCUUAGGAGUCAGCGUCAAAGGCGACGCUGUUACGAUAAUUCUUGAUUGUGAUAGACAAAUCACGAGGAAACUGCGAAGAAGCAGCAAGGAUACCAUCAGCGUUAUCAGCUUCCUCAUCAUCGGGCAGCAACUUUUGAACAGCAACAAUUUAUAUCUAGGAAGUCUCGAGAUGCUGAAGAUUGCUCCGAAUCCGGAUGCUGCUUACGAGAUUUGCACCAUGUUUGCGCCAGAUUGUAAACCUCGAUCAAGGAUCGAGAGCAGAUACAACUUUACUUCUUCUCCAAACGAAAAUGAUUACGAGGAAAAUUCGAGUGAAGAUAACGAGAGUUUACACACAUCUUAUGAAGUGGAAACGACAACGACUGCAUACACGACGGAGUUAAACUAUCAAGAGAAUUCCGGGGCACCGACUAUUAAUCCUUACUACGAAGAAUCAUACCAUAAAAAUCGUGGUCCAGCCGGGCCCCGUGGAUUUCCUGGGCCACCGGGUACACCCGGACCUCAGGGCAAAAAGGGCGAAGCCGGCCGAGAUGGAUUGGCCGGGCUACAAGGUGUACCUGGUCCACCAGGUAACGUCUUUGUAAUACCAUUAUUGAAUCAGCAGGAUAAUGAGAAAGGACCAGAUUCUCAAGCAGAAAUGUUGAGGCAAUUACUAUCACAACACAUGCUCGCGAUAAGAGGCAUAGAGGGGCCGAUGGGCUUGACAGGUAUUUCGGGACCUGAAGGACCGCCCGGUUCUCAGGGUGAGAAAGGAGAACCUGGUGAUAUCGGCGAACCCGGGCCUAGAGGAGAAAGAGGAAGUCCCGGGAAUCCUGGCAGAGAAGGCAGAAGGGGUCGUCCUGGAAGAAAUGGUGAGCGCGGUCCCACUGGACUACCAGGGAUGAAAGGCGAAGAAGGACCGAGAGGACUACCAGGUUUACCGGGUGAUAAAGGUGAACGGGGAUUUCCGGGGAUAUCUGGAGAAUCAGGUUUGCCGGGCCAUGAAGGAUUGCAAGGCGAGGAUGGUGCUCCUGGUUUACCAGGCUUACCUGGUGAAUUGGGUCCGAGAGGGUUUAUUGGACCAAGAGGAUUUCCUGGGCCACCAGGUAAUCCCGGUAUUCCCGGAAACGAAGGACCGCCAGGACUUAAAGGUAACGCGGGACCACUAGGUCCACCUGGUGCACCCGGUCUAUUAGGACCCGCAGGCUCAAUAGGAUCACCUGGACCGCAAGGUUUGCUAGGACCAACUGGUUUAGUCGGUCCACAAGGAAAGUCUGGAAUUCCUGGACUCCCAGGUGCUGAUGGGUCUCCUGGUCUUCCGGGUAAUCCUGGAAUCCCUGGGAUGAAGGGCGAGCAAGGUCUACCAGGUCCUCAAGGGUCAAUAGGUUUUCCGGGCGUACGGGGUGUGAAAGGUGAUGAAGGACAACGUGGUCCGCCAGGUGAACGUGGCGAAAAGGGCGAGAGAGGAUUGGAGGGCGAGAAAGGCGAUACUGGAGCAAAAGGAGAACCUGGAGCAACGGGGCCACAAGGAAUUCCAGGUCUCGAAGGAUUGGAAGGACCGAAAGGUCUUGAAGGUCCUCGUGGUGAAACUGGAUCCGCUGGCCCUCCUGGAGACAAAGGAAAGAUAGGAGUACCAGGGUUUCCCGGAUAUCCUGGAAAUCUAGGAGAGAAAGGAGAUAAGGGUGAACCAGGAUCCCAAGGUCCCAGUGGUGAUAAAGGAGACAGGGGAAGUGACGGAUUGCAGGGAGAACGUGGUGAAACUGGACCAAGGGGAUACAGAGGAGUUCGUGGUAGAAGAGGUGCGGAAGGAUUGCCAGGAUCAAAAGGUGACACCGGUCAGCCAGGGCCUCCGGGACCACCGGGAGACGUCGGUAUUCCUGGUAUUGAAGGUUUACCUGGAUAUGUGGGGCUGCCCGGUAUGACAGGCGUCGAUGGAAAAGAUGGCAUACCAGGACCACCGGGCGAACGCGGUCCAAUCGGAGAAUCUGGGCCUCCAGGACCUCCAGGAACUCCCGGUGUCAUCGGUCCUCCAGGACCGCCUGGAGAACCUGGUAAGUCGGGCGAAACUGGAGCACCUGGCAGUCCAGGACUUCUGGGAGAAGUUGGUCCACCAGGCGAGCAAGGGAAGGAAGGAUCUCCGGGUCCUGUAGGUUUAAUGGGACCUGAAGGACCGCAGGGUCCUGGCGGAUUACCAGGAUUUCCGGGUGAAAGAGGAUUCUCGGGUCUGCCGGGAAUGGACGGCACGAAAGGAGAAAUGGGUCCUGUUGGAGUUCCAGGACCGCCUGGUGAUAAAGGUGCUCCCGGUGAUCCUGGUAUGGAUGGAUCGUCAGGUCUGAGAGGAAAACAAGGACGCGAAGGCCCACAAGGUCCACCGGGACUUAAAGGCGAUAGGGGUGAACCUGGACCAAUUGGACCUACAGGUCGUGAUGGUUUGCCAGGACAACGAGGUUUACCGGGUGCACCUGGACCGCUCGGAAAUCCGGGCGAGGACGGCGAUAAAGGAGACGUAGGUCCACCGGGUGAGAAAGGAUUUAAAGGCUCUCAAGGAGAAAUGGGUCCUCCAGGUUUGCAAGGUAUACCAGGACCACGCGGUGAGCCUGGAUUAAUGGGGUCUCCUGGAGAGAAAGGACCGCCAGGCGAGAUAGGAAGACAAGGAACAAAAGGCGAGAAUGGUCCAAUCGGACCAAAUGGAUUGGCUGGGCCUGUGGGAUUGGCAGGUUUACCGGGUUUACCGGGUGUAAAAGGUGAAAUUGGAGAUCCUGGAGCAAUUGGACCCAUAGGUCCACCGGGUCUUCCGGGAGAACAGGGCCGAAGAGGAUCAAGAGGUCCCAUGGGUAUGGAAGGUCCACCAGGUCCAGAAGGUCGUCAAGGUGAAAAAGGAGAAACUGGAACUCCGGGACCACUCGGAAUACCGGGGCUAGAAGGCAUACAGGGAGAAAAAGGUUCUCCGGGCGUGAAAGGAGAGCAAGGCAAAGAAGGACCUUUCGGCUUUCCAGGAUUGGACGGAUUAAUUGGAGUAGAUGGACCGAAAGGUGAUAUUGGUGUGCCUGGUAUGCCCGGUUCACCUGGACAGUCUGGUCCUGUAGGUGCGAAAGGCGAGCCUGGAAAGGACGGUGAGGAGGGACCAGAAGGCAAGCCGGGGAUAUCAGGUGAACCUGGACCUCCUGGCAAGGAAGGAUUAUCGGGUCCUCCCGGAAAACAGGGUCCAGAAGGUCCAGCAGGCCAGCAAGGUAACACAGGUUUGCCAGGAGAGAAAGGAGAUAUAGGUCCGCUUGGAGCGCAAGGACUUCGAGGAUUCACUGGAAUUCCAGGGCUGCCUGGCCUGCCUGGCCUGCGAGGUGAAAGAGGUUCACCAGGAGUGGCUGGGGAACCAGGUCUCACGGGCAAACCGGGCGCUGAUGGAUUACCUGGAACGAUCGGUCCAAUCGGUCCGCAAGGUCCUAAAGGUGACAGGGGUCGCAGAGGUAUCAAAGGACAUCGGGGCGAUCUAGGACACAUCGGAAUCAAGGGUGAUCAAGGAGAAAGAGGCGAGAAAGGCGAGCGUGGGACACCUGGACCAGAAGGGCCCUAUGGAAGUUCUGGAACCGCUGGUCCAAUCGGAUUGAAAGGAAAUAUGGGCAUUAUGGGCUUACCUGGACAACAAGGAUCGCCUGGACCUAAAGGCGAGGCCGGACACGAUGGAAUGAAGGGCGACAUAGGCUCACAGGGCCCACCGGGACCACCUGGUCCAACAAUUUACUUACGACAAUAUAGUUCUGGUGGAAAAUUGCACUCUGUUCCAGAUUCAUCAAGCAGAAAGAAACGCGAUGUCUUAGAAAAUAUAUACGUAGACGACGAGUUAGAUGCGAGUUUCUUACACAUGUACAACUCCAUUUCCGACAUGCGGCAAAAAUUGGACGUAAUACGUAAACCGACUGGUACCAAGGAGAAUCCGGUAAGGACAUGCAGGGAUUUGUUCUAUGGACAGCCUCAAUCUAAAGAUGGUUGGUACUGGAUCGAUCCAAACCUGGGCAUGCCUGACGAUGCCAUUUACGUAUAUUGCAACAUCUCCAACAUGGGUGAGACAUGCAUCUUUCCUGAUAUUCACAGCAGUCACAUGCCGAAUGUUCCAUGGAAGAAGGACAAAAAUAAAAGCGAUUGGUUCUCGCAUUUACGAGGAGGCUUCAGAGUUACUUAUAAAACGGUCGGAGUAGUACAAAUGAACUUCUUACGUUUACUUAGUGACGAAGGCUUUCAGAAUUUCACAUAUACGUGUACGAAUAGCGUUGCCUGGCACAAAAGCGAUGAUUCCGCUUACGAUCAUGAUCUUUCGCUGCGAUUUCUUGGCGAUAACGGCAAUGAAUUCUCGUACAAUGGUACGAGACCACAUGUCCUCGUAGACGGCUGCAGGAACCGAAAGGGCAAGACCAAGACUGUGUUCUUAGUUCGCACCAAGAAACUGCAACAGCUGCCACUAAUCGAUUUUUACCCAAUCGACUACGGAUCACCGGAACAAGGUUUCGGCUUCACGGUUGGUCCGGUUUGCUUUAAAUAAAUCAAGUCGCAAACUGUAUAAAUAUCAGAUUAAUUGAGAUUAUGAUGGACAAUAACUAUUUUUACCAUUUAAUACUUUUUAGAUGUAUUUUUUGAUACGUUGAUAUAUUUUAAUAUUUUCAUAUUUUUCGAUGUGUUUAUAUUUGUAAUAUUUCUUAAUAUUUUUUUCAUAUCUUUCGCAUAUUUUUGAGUUAAUCAUUUUAUCGAUCAAUGUAAUGCAUUAUUAAAAAUCUAUUGAAAAA
Ooceraea biroi (clonal raider ant) is the source of this 5119-nucleotide messenger RNA. Its product is annotated as collagen alpha-1(I) chain. NCBI's taxonomy places the organism in Eukaryota, Metazoa, Arthropoda, Insecta, Hymenoptera, Formicidae. The record is from RefSeq and is a predicted model, not a curated record. Gene Ontology annotation, molecular function: extracellular matrix structural constituent.